Molecule: messenger RNA, 2584 nt
Organism: Oenanthe melanoleuca
Lineage: Eukaryota; Metazoa; Chordata; Aves; Passeriformes; Muscicapidae
Gene: RTN4RL1
Product: reticulon 4 receptor like 1
Exons: 2
Coding region: 362-1714 (450 amino acids)
Cellular component (GO): plasma membrane
Molecular function (GO): protein binding
Source: RefSeq, a predicted model, not a curated record
CUGCCCGCCGCUGCAGGCAGCGCGGCACCGGCACCGGGCACCCCUUUAUAGGCUCUGCCCGAGGGGGUGGGGGGCGGCGGCGGCCCCAGCCCCGAGGGGGCGGCUCCCCCCUAAAAGCCGGCGGCGGGACGCGCGGCGGGCAGAGGCGCGGCCGGCGCUCCCCGGUGCUCCGGGGCCGGCGCUCCCCGGUGCCGCUGCGGCUCGGCCCGCCAUGCCCCCGCGGGGGCCGCUCGCCCGGGCUCCGGCUCCUCGUUCCCGGUACAGCAGCAGCCGCCGCCGCCGCUACCGCUCGCCGCCGCCGCGCCCGAGGCUCUGAGCGCCGCCGCCGCCGCCGGGAGACCGCGCCCGCCCCGGCUCCAAGAUGCUCCGCCAAGGGGGGUUUGCGGAGCUGCUGCUGGUGCUGCUGGGGCUGAAGGUGCCCGCUGCCCUGGGCUGCCCCACCGACUGCGUGUGCUACCCCUCCCCGAUGACCGUCAGCUGCCAGGCUCACAACUUCGUCACCAUCCCCGAGGGCAUCCCCGAGGACAGCGAGAGGAUCUUCCUCCAGAACAACCAGAUCACCUUGCUGCUGCGGGGCCACUUCAGCCCUUCCAUGGUCACCCUCUGGAUCUACUCCAACAACAUCACCUUCAUCGACCCCAACACCUUCGACGGGUUCGUCAACCUGGAGGAGCUGGACCUGGGGGACAACCGCUACUUAAGGGCUUUAGCUGCAGACACUUUCCAAGGGCUGGUGAAACUCCAUGCCUUGUAUCUGUACAAGUGCGGGCUGAGCUCCCUCCCCAGCGGGAUUUUCGGUGGCCUCCACAACCUGCAAUACCUUUACCUGCAAGACAACCACAUCGAGUUCCUUCAGGAUGAUAUUUUUGUUGACUUGGUUAACCUCAGCCAUCUUUUUCUCCAUGGAAACAAGCUCUGGAGCCUCCAUCAGAACACGUUCAGGGGACUAAUAAACCUGGAUCGGCUGCUCAUCCAUCAAAAUCAGCUGCAGUGGAUUCAUAGGCGGGCUUUUCAUGACCUCCGAAGAUUGACCACCCUUUUCCUGUUCAAUAACAGCCUCUCGGAGCUGCAGGGGGACUGCCUGGCCCACCUGGGAGCCCUGGAGUUUCUCAGGCUGAACGGGAACCCAUGGAGCUGCGACUGCAAAGCCCGUUCCCUCUGGGAAUGGCUGCACAGGUUCAGAGGCUCCAGCUCCAGCGUCAUCUGCGAGUCCCCCGAGCAGAUGCACGGCAAGGACCUCAAGGUGCUAAGAGCAGAAGACUUUAGGAACUGUUCAGGGUCCGAGUCGCUCCACCAGAUGAAAACACACACCUCCAAAUCCCACCACCCGCACCACUCCUCCAAGGAGAAGGGGAAGGAGCGAGGGGCUGAGAACAGUUUGCACAGCAGCCAGCCCGCCGGCCCCCCCGGCUCCCGGCCGGGCUACCGCAAACCCGGCAAGAACUGCACCAGCCACAAAAGCCGCAACCGAACCUCCAAACCCGAGUCCUUGGGGCCGCGCAAAAGCGGGCAGGAGGUCCCAGACUAUGUGCCUGAUUAUCAGCACAAGUACAGCUUCGGGGCCGUGCCCACGCUGUCCCCCAAGCGCAAGGGUAAGUGCACCCGGCGGACGCCCAUCCGCCCGCCCAGCGGGGUCCAGCAGGCCGCCGGCUGCCCGGGGCUCAGGGCAUCGCUCCUGGUUUUUAUGGUGGUGCUGGCGGCCGUCAUCCGCUGAGCCCCCCUCCCUCCGGCCGCGGACGGAGCGGAGCUGCACUGCCACCAAUCUACAAAGGACCAGAGUUUCUUUUCUUCUUCUUUUUUUGUGCGUGGCUCAGCGUUGGCCUGGCGAAGGGAAGAACGUUGUCUCGGCUUCUGAGGGUUUGUCUCCGCGCCCGGCCGGACUGUGCCGAGCGCAGCGGGAGCAGAUUAAAAGGCAUUAUCACACCUUGUCACAAACAGCCUAACCGAGCACCUACAGCAGCAGCAACAGCAAAGCCAACCUUACAAAAAAGCAGAUAACGGGGACGGUAGCCGAUUUGUCGGUGACAGCACCCGGACAAAUGGACUGUAUCCAUGCUCUUGUGAAAUCCCGUUCGUUUGAGAGCGCUCCGAGCGACCCCUCCAAUUACCGAAAGGAACAUAAUUGCUGUAAAAACCAUCACCGAUUAAGCCUACACUGUUUCUCUCUGAAAGUGAGUGCAAGGACACUGAUACCGAUGUAAUAAGGACAUUUGGUUCUCCCACGUUUUAGCCCUUUUGGCUCCAAACCCAGAGGCCAAAGUUGGCUGGGAAUCUCUUAGAAGACAAUCUCAAACCCCUGAAUAUCUCAGGCAUUACAGCAGAACAGGGCUUGCCUGCUGGGCUUGGAGUAGCCAACAACCAAAGGAAAGACUGAUUAGAGGUGGAAUCAAACAAACAAAAAAACCAAACCCCAACAAACCCAACACAUAAAGAAAUGAGGUACCUGCAGGAGGUGUGUUUUUUGUAACCAUGUUCACACAUCUGAGAAAAAAAAAAAAAACCAACAAUUGCACAGGCUCUCCCUCUUCCCCUCAAUUAUCCAUAUGUAUGUCUUACAAUGUUUAUAAACUAUAUGGAAACUGUA